Molecule: messenger RNA, 5141 nt
Organism: Neomonachus schauinslandi (Hawaiian monk seal)
Lineage: Eukaryota; Metazoa; Chordata; Mammalia; Carnivora; Phocidae
Gene: CCDC180
Product: coiled-coil domain containing 180
Source: RefSeq, a predicted model, not a curated record
UUGCCUGAGGGUCGUUCAGCCGGCGGUCAAGCCAAGAUGUCCUCAGUGGGGAAGGUGACCCAGGUUCCCAGCGGGAAACUCUACCAGCAGAUCUUUGAGGCUGAGGCACAGCUGGUCCGCUCUCUGGUAGCCUCCAGGAAGCGUGCCUUGGACAGGUCUAUGACCCCCAAGAAUGGCAGGAAGCCCUUGAUGAAGAAGACGGAUAUUCCUGAAGGAGAGAUGAUGUCUGCCCGGCAGCAGAAGUGGGCACACAGCCUACCCAAUGACUGGGUCACAGAAAACCCUGUUCUCUACAGGGAAAAGGAAAUAAUCAAGAAGAAAAAAGCUCAAGAAAGUGAGAGCACCAUUGCCGCCCGAGAGGUCCGGGGCCUCAUGGAUACCAUCGUUCCCCAGAGGCCCUGCACCACCACCCUUGGCACCAAGGGAAUGGACUCCAAGAGGCGGGGCUACGAGAGUGCUCUGGGGAGCUUUAAGGAGGAGAUUGCUCAGAUUGGGAUGGAAAUGGCACCUUUCAUCUUGGAGCCAGGAGCUCUUCUUUUAAAAAAGCUGGCCGAGUCGGAUGAAGACAUUGACCGGCUCUUCAAAAAGGUGGAAAGCGACACCAACCUCGAAGACUACACCAUCCAAACCCUGCUGGAGCUGUGGGAUCAGGUGGCUGAGAAGUUCCAGUUCCAGAAGCAGGGGAUCAAGGAGCUGGAUGAGGCCCUGUACGAGGCCGAGUUCUCCCGGGCAGAUAAACUCAAAGGUGUGUUGAAGAAAUAUGUGGAAAUCAUAGAGAAAACUUCCUACCUCAUGCAGCCCGAAGUGUACAGGCUGAUAAAUAAGGAAGCCAUGGUCAUAAACCAAGCCCUACUGGGCAACCGGAGGGCCAUCGCCCAGCUGUUCAUCAACCUCAUGGAGGCCACGCUGCAGCAGGAGCUGGAGAGCCACCGUCACUGGCAGGGCCUGGUGGACGCCUGGAAGGCUCUCAAGAAGCAGGCCCUGGUGCAGAGUUUCAGUGAGUUCAUGGCCAGUGAGAGGAUCCGGACUCCUCCAGCUGUGAAGAAGGAGAUGGAGAGCAUGCUGAAGAACCAGAAAGCCCUGCAGCAAAAGCGGCUGGAGCAUCUCCAUACCAUCUGUGACCUUCUGCCCCCCAGUUACAGCAAAGCUCAGCUGACUGAAUGGCAGUCUUCUCUCAACUCCCUAAAUAAGCACCUUGAUACCUACCACAUGGACUGCAUGAUGCGGAUCCGCCUGCAGUACGAGAAGACGUGGCAGGAGUGCCUGGCCCACGUGCAGAAGUGCAAGAAGCAGCUGCUGGACUGGAAAGCCUUCACCGAGGAGGAGGCAGAGAGCCUGGUGAGCCCGUACUUCUUCCAGACGGUGGGAGUGCUGCAGAGUGAGGUGGAGGAGAAGCUGGAGCUCUGGGAUAAAUCCUUUGAGGGCCUGGCAAAGCAGACAGAAUGGCAGAGCUCGAGUCUCUUCAGCUACUUCCAGGAGGCCGUGCAGCUGUGGGAGGCACAUGAGAGCGUGCUGUCGGCGCAGGGUCUGGAGCUGGAGAAGAGGAUGGAGCAACAGCAGCACAAGCACAGCCUGGAGGAGCAGGCCCAGGAGGCCCACCUUGAUAAGCUCUUGGACCAACUGAGGCAGCAAAGCCACGAGGAAACACUGAAGAUUCACCUGGAAAAGGCCAAAGAUUUCCUGAAGAAUAUGAAAUACAGGUAUGAGUGUUUCCACAAGCUCCUGACAAAGGAGGUGAUGGAGUACCCCGUGAUCAUACUGAAAGAACUGAACUCCUAUAGCUCCACCCUCAGCCGACACUUCUACGUUCGCGAGAUCUUUGAACAGACCUUGGAUGGGGAAGUCAUUUUCAAACUCAGGGAACCAGAAGCACACGAAAAACACUUCCAGGAGAGUAUGAGAAAAUGGAGAAGCAAGCAGAGGGCUAAAGUGGAAAUGAGCAAAAGUGAGGAAGGUGAAAGUAGCGGGACAAGUCCCUCCAGGCCAGCAGAAGAGACAGAAGAAGAUGACCAAGGAUUUGAGUCUUCCUUAACUGAAGAGAUGGCAGUGAGCCAGCAGGAACAGUCUGUACUGAGUGACAAGAUGGAUGAGUCCAGUGAGGAAUCUGAUCAGGAAUCAGAAAAAAUGCAAGUUGAAAGAGACAGCUCCUUAAAAUCAUCCCUGAACCAGGAAAAUGUGAUGGUUCAAGAAGAGGAGAUGGAGGAGGAGAAAAGGAAGGAGGAGGAAGAGAAGGCAAAGGUGGAGGAGAGGGAGAAGGAGAAGAGGAAGAAGAAAAAGAAGAAGAAGGAGGAGGAGAAAGAGGAAGAACAUGAGAGUUUAUUUAUGGAUGAGGCUGAAGCCCAGGAAGAGAAUCUGGGGAAGAUCUCCGAUGAGGACAUGGAAUCCUUCACAACCUCCAGCGGACACACUUAUUUUGUCUUCCUAACCCUGGAACAAAAAGAAGAGAGUUGCAAGAAGCCCCAUUCCAACCUUUCUACCAUUCUCAUCAAUGACAUUUCCAGUGCCAACUUCCUAGAACAAGUGAUCAUUCCAUCCAGACUAGUUUUACAAAUUAAGAAACAACUUCGAGCUGGCUUUUUCGACCACCUAGAGAAGUGGUUUGACCAAUGUGUCCUCAAAACCCGGGUCAUGGUGACCACCAAGAUCAAUGAGCUGGAAUCAGAAUUGGAGCUGCGUCAGCAUCUGCAUGAGCCAAGAGCCAAGCGCAUUGAAAAGGACAUCCAUAAUGUCAGGGCAGCUGAGCUCUUGCUUCAUCAAGAGCGGCUGGACAGCCACUGUGCUGGGGUGACUGAGACGCUAAGGAAGGAGAGGCUGAUGUUCUGCCAGUUCCAAGAAGAGCAAAACAUAAAGAGCAAAAACUUCCGCCGCAAGAUUUACGACAUGGAGCACAUCUUCUUGAAUGCCACAAAGAGCCAGAGGCUGGUUAGUCUCAGCAGCACGCUGCACCGGGAGCUGCUUAGCUAUGUUGAUGUCAUCCAGGUGUCCCUGCGCAGCUUCCGCCAGUACUUGGAGGAGAGCAUGGGCAAGCUUCGCUUAACCAACAUUGAGUUCAUCAAGCACUGCAGAUUGUUUUCUGAGGGAGGCAACUUUUCUUCUGAAGAAAUUGACUUACUGUGUCAUCGACUGGAGAAGGAAGCUUCCCGAAUAGAGUUUGUUGAAAGUUUAAUCAUGAUCAACAUGGAGAAGAUGGAGAGUGAAUACCUGGACCAGGCCAAUGAUGUCAUCAACAAGUUUGAAAGCAAAUUCCAUAAUCUGGCUGUGGACCUUAUUUUCAUAGAGAAAAUCCAGCGGUUGCUGACAAAUCUGCAAGUGAACAUCAAGUGUGAGGUCGCAAAAUCCAAUUUGCAAACAGAUGGAUUAAAUUCUUCUCUGGAACAGCUCCAAAGGAAAGUAGAAAUGUGUCAAAACUCAAAGGGAGGUAAAAAAAUGGUGACCUCGGAAGACCUCCUUGGCUUUGUCCAGACUUGGAAAGAAAAACUGGGCCAGAGGAUUCAGUACCUCAAUUGCAGGCUGGACACAGUGUCCAUGACUCGAGUGGUCUUUACCGACAAUGUCAUGACUGACCUAGAGGUGGAGAGUGACAUCAUGAUGUCUUCAGAAGCCCUUGAAGAGGAGGCCAAGAUAGACUUGGUCACCCCCGAGUCCUUCGCCCAGCCGAGCCGCAUGGGGAAGCCCAUGAUUGAAGACCCAGCUGUAGAAGUGGUCAAGAAGAUCCUGAAACUUCCCGACGAAAAAUGCUCAACCCAGCAGUGUGACAAAGACCGCUCCCAGACAGGUAGGGACACACAGGCCUGUGGGUCUCAGGACACUGGCAGUGGGGGGGCCGGUGUUCCCCUUGGCCCAUCCUCACCUCGGAUUCUCUGUUCUUGUCCUGGGCACUCAUCACCCAAAGGCCUGAAGCGACACCAGAACCGGGGGGAACACUUCGUGAGGAAAGCCUUCUCCAGUGCCAGUGCAGCUUCGACAGGAAGCAUCACACGAUACUCCAAGCCCAACCGAAUGGACAGAAAGUACCAGGUGCUCGGGGAGAAGCCACCACCUCCAGCUGAGGAUUUUAAAGGGAUCAUCCUGACCCUCCUCUGGGAGAGCAAUGAGCAUCUGUUGAACGUUGUAGAGGAGUUCUACCGCAGAGAGAAGCGCUCCAUCAUCAGGCCUGACUGCACGUACGAAAACUUUGACCAGUGCGCCGAGAACAUCUGCAAGAAGAUCCUGGACUACCACAUGCAGACAGACGAGUACCAUAACUCCUGCCUCAUAGAAUUACGGGCCCAGAUGAGGAGAUUUGAGGAGCUGCUGCCCCAGGUGUGCUGGCUGGUGAUGGAGAACUUCAAAGACAACCACUGGAAAAGAUUCUGCGCCUCUGCCGAAGAGAUCCGGGGACAGUUCUGGAAUUAUCAGGAGAAGCUGGGGAAAAGGAAGGAUGAAAAUGCCCAGAAGCUCCAUCCAAAUCUCGGACAUCCCUCACAUUUCCAAGAAAUGGAGUCUCUGUGUCAAGUGGAAGAGAAAAGGCAGGACGAUUUAGACACUAUGAUUGUGGCAACCAAAGAGAAGCUUGAGGAAUUCACCAGGAAGUACGGCCGGUCUUUCAUAGCCAGCUUGGCCACCUUCACUGAGAAGUUCCUGCUGCAGUUGGAUGAAGUGGUCACCAUCGACGAUGUCCAGGUUGCAAGGAUGGAGUCCCCCAAACAGAAAACAUCAAUCCUCAUACGGAGGAAACUCGCUAGGCUUUCCCUGAAGGAAGAAAGUGAGAAGCCCCUGAUUGAACGGGGGAGCAGGAAGUGGCCAGGAAUCAAACCCACCGAAGUCACCAUCCAAAAUAAGAUUCUCCUCCGGAAAACAUCAUCCAUCACCACCACCAAAACGACCCUGGGUCACCUGGCAGCCGUGGAAGCCCGAGAUGCCGUCUACCUGAAAUAUCUAGCACUAUUUGAAGAGGAGUUGAAGAAGAUCCAGGAUGACAACGUGGUGCAGGUGAAGGAGGCUCAGAGCUGGAAGGACAGCUGGAAGCGCUCCGUGCAUACCAUCCAGGGCCUCUACUUUUAACACCCUCACCCCACCCCACAUAAAGGCUCAUUUUUAAUGGACACCCUUCUCUCUCCAUCUGUCCAUCUGUCCACCCAUCCAUCCCCGCUCUAUACCCA